Molecule: messenger RNA, 1452 nt
Organism: Rhagoletis pomonella (apple maggot)
Lineage: Eukaryota; Metazoa; Arthropoda; Insecta; Diptera; Tephritidae
Exons: 1
Coding region: 1-1452 (483 amino acids)
Source: RefSeq, a predicted model, not a curated record
AUGUCAACGAUUCCCUCGGGGAAUCGUUAUAGCAUACUUGCUGAAGGUAUGCUAAAUUCCCCGAAAGCAAAACGCAAAAAAGCGACCGCGAAAGCACAUUUUCCAGCGCUUCCAGAUGUGAGCACUAACAACAAUAGCACCGAUCCGAAAUUUAUUAUUAUAAAAUCCACUGACGCGUCCAAGCCAUUGUCAAGUUUUAGCGUUUUCGCAAAAAAGAAGGCACUUGAUUGUAUAAGCACAGAGUACCUGUCAGUGAGUAUUCUCCGUGAUGACAGCUUACUUAUUCUUGCAAAAUCCCUCAAAGUAGCUGAAAAGUUCAUUAAAUGCAAAAACUUUGGCGGACUAUGCCCUAUCUCUGCCAACUUCCACGAUUCCCUAAAUACUUGCAAAGGUACAAUUUUUGACAAAAAUCUGGCACACACCGACGAACAAGAAAUUCUAGAAGCUCUUAAACCACAAGGCGUUGUGGCUAUAUACAAAUUUACCAAAACUGUUGACAAUGUAAAAAUUCCAACAGGCAGAAUCGUGCUUUCAUUUAAUUUGUACAAAGUACCUCAGUCGAUCGACAUAGCAUGGUAUUCAGUGAGAGUAGAAGAGUACUUUCCUAAUCCUAUGAGAUGUCGCUCAUGCCAACUGUUGGGUCAUACUAUGAAAAGGUGCAGCAACAACUCCACCUGUGAAAGAUGCAACUUCCCCCCUCACAAUGACUUGCCUUGUUUACGAACGAUGUGUGCCAACUGUUAUGGCCCCCACCCUGCCUCUGCUAAAGACUGCCCAAAGUACUUGCAAGAAAAGGAAGUACUAAAAAUUAAAACUCAAAAUAAAUGCAAUUACCCUGAAGCUAGACGCCUUUACAAAAUUCAAAAUCCCAUUAACGUGAAUCAAGAUCAAACAUAUGCAUCAAUUCUAAACUCAACACAAGCCGCUCAACACAGUCUCUCACAAAACCCGACCGAUCUCACUUCUUCAGUCGGUAACUCAACAGGUAUCCCCAAACCACACAUCUCUUCUAUCCAAUCUCACUCAUACCAACCGAACGAGUCACUUUCUAGUGCUCACUCACACUCAGUUAAGUCACUCACUCACGUUCAUACAUCGGCAGCAGCCAACACACAAUCUACACAACAAUCUCUCCCAACUAACUCAUUCACACAGCUCACUACAACUCCGGCUGCAAACUGGAGCUCUAUUUCUCAAGUGCAUCCCCAAAACUCACCACCUGAACACUCAUUAGACUCUAAUAAAAACAAUAGCAAUGAGAUUAAUACAUCUCUAACACACAACGCUUCCUCAACUCAUACUUCUAAUGACUACUCUACAUCUCUUACAUCCUACAACUCAAACUUUGAAUCCACCACGCAACCUGACUCCAUUCUGCACUCUCUUCUCAACACAAUCUCUGGUACACAUAAUGACGAUAUGGAUAAUGAUCUUCAAGAGCCCACGCUAUAG